AUGAUUGGCGUGCCAAAAUGCUAUAAAUGCGCCGCCUGGCCAAUUCAGUCACAUUCAUUCUCGUUGCGAGUUCACGGUGACAACAAGCCCAAAUCCAAACCCCAAAUCCAGCCAAAAAUGAACAAAUUCUUCGUCCUUGCCGUUGCCGCCCUGGCCAUUGCCUGCGUUCGUGCUGACUCCUUCGAUGCCGCCGCCGAGACCAGGGAGUACAAGAGCGACCUGAAGGAGGACGGCAGCUAUGCCUACCAGUAUCAGACCUCCAAUGGCAUCGCCGACCAAGAGUCCGGAGCGGGUGGAUACUAUGCCAGCGGCUCCAAUGCCUACUACGCCCCCGAUGGCCAGCUUAUCCAGCUGACCUACACCGCCGAUGCCAAUGGAUUCCAUCCUUCUGGCGCCCAUCUGCCCACUCCUCCUCCAAUCCCAGCGGCCAUCCUGAAGUCCCUGGAGUACAUCCGUACCCAUCCGCACCAGGAGUCGCGACAGGGUCAGGGGCGAUUCUAG
Drosophila serrata is the source of this 501-nucleotide messenger RNA. RefSeq names its product Cuticular protein 65Ec (gene Cpr65Ec). Gene Ontology annotation, cellular component: chitin-based extracellular matrix. Gene Ontology annotation, molecular function: structural constituent of chitin-based larval cuticle. NCBI's taxonomy places the organism in Eukaryota, Metazoa, Arthropoda, Insecta, Diptera, Drosophilidae. The record is from RefSeq and is a predicted model, not a curated record.